GGGACUACAUCUCCCAGCAUGCCGCCCGCGGCCCGGAGCGAGGCGAGGCUCGGUGAGUCAGAGCCGCACAGUAAAUAUUUGUAUUAGCCGGAGCCGGCUCGCUAAUGGUGGACGCGUGAGGCGGAGGAGAGCGCCGUGGCGGGAGGCUGGAGCGGGCAGGCGGCGGCGGCGCCAUGUCCGUGAACAUGGACGAGCUCAAGCACCAGGUCAUGAUCAACCAGUUCGUGCUGACGGCCGGCUGCGCGGCCGACCAGGCGAAGCAGUUGCUGCAGGCGGCCCACUGGCAGUUCGAGACGGCCCUCAGCGCCUUUUUCCAAGAGACCAACAUCCCGUACAGCCACCAUCACCACCAGAUGAUGUGCACUCCUGCCAACACCCCCGCCACGCCCCCCAACUUCCCCGACGCCCUCACCAUGUUCUCCCGCCUCAAGGCCUCCGAGAGCUUCCACAGCGGAGGUAGCGGCAGCCCGAUGGCCGCCACGGCCACGUCGCCGCCGCCACACUUCCCGCUCACCGCCACCGGCAGCUUCGCGGCGCCCGGCUGGCCGGCCGCGGCCUCACCCCCAGGGGGCGCACAGCACCACCAGCCGCCGCAGCCGCCCCUGUGGACUCCGGCCCCCCCUUCCCCGGCGUCAGACUGGCCGCCCCUGGCCCCCCAACAGGCCGCCUCGGAACCCAGGGCCCACCCCGCCAUGGAGGCCGAGAGAUAAGGGAGGCCCCUCCCCCCUCCCGGAGGCCAGGACCCCGUGGGGCGGGGGAGAGGACGUCUCUGCGGGCCCCCUUCACCCUCUGUCUGCACCCCUUUUCCCCGGAGCCCUGGAAGGGAGAGACCGGACCCUCGAGCCAGCCCACAGGCUGCCCGCACGCGUGCCCUGCGGCACAGGCCUGCGGCGCCCCGCUUCCAUGGAUUUGGUUUCGAGUCACCUGGGUGCUGAUGGACAGAAGCUCGGAGAACAAGCAGCCUUCCCCAGAGGACUCGCCCGCCCUGCCCCGCCGACCCCGGGGGCAGCGGAGCAUCGCCACGCCGGAGACGGGGCUGGCUCUUGCCUUGGAGCUCCCUGGGGCCGGCGGGCCUAGAUCCCCACCCUCCGGAACGCAGAGCCUUCUCCGCAUGUGUGCGUGUAGCUGUGUCUGUGUAUUUAUACGUAUGUCGCUCUUCGAGAAGCAACCUAGUUUAUGGGGCAGCUGGACUUUGCAUGUUAGAGUGAGCCCCCCUCGCCCGCCGCCCCUCCCCCCAGGGCCCUGCCCCUCUCCGCUGCUCCCUGGGCAGCCAGCCUUGCUCUUCCCUGCAGAGAAAAGGAUUGUGGGAAACUCCAGGACUCUUCCCACCCAUCCCCCAGCGCCUGCCUGCUGGGGCUGCCUGCAUGCCUCCCCAGAGCCCGGGGGUACCCCAUCCCCAGUUCCUUUCCCCCUUUUAACAAAGGAGAAGAAAGAGUUCCAAACCACCA
Bubalus bubalis (water buffalo) is the source of this 1448-nucleotide messenger RNA. It is a transcript of the gene UBALD1, whose product is annotated as UBA like domain containing 1. Lineage: Eukaryota; Metazoa; Chordata; Mammalia; Artiodactyla; Bovidae. The record is from RefSeq and is a predicted model, not a curated record. Gene Ontology annotation, molecular function: protein binding. The coding region runs from base 174 to 710 and encodes 178 amino acids. The transcript is spliced from 3 exons.